UAUUUAUCCUUCAGAUCAAGAAUGAAGAAGCUGCUGCGAGUGAAACAGCUGGCAAGCGAAAACCUCGGCAGAGCGGAGAAAACGGAAGAUCUCAACGAUGAACUCCAACAGAUCGAGAAGAAAAUUGAAAGCAUCAAGCAUGCGUGUCAACUGACUGUCAAGAAAUUGACAGCCUGUCUGUGUUCUUCGAUCAGUGACUUGGACCGAGUGAAGAGUGAGAUGGGCAAGGUGAAAGUGAGCAUGGGAGUGAAGCAAGGGAAAGUGCCUAAGACUGAGGAGCAGAAGCGAAAGCGUAAACUGCCAGAGUAUGGGCUUGCUACAGGCAUGCUGGAGGCAGCAAGUGGCCUUGAGGACAAAGCGAGUGGAUGCAAACCGCUUCUAAGUUGCCUGUUUGAGAAGUGUGCCGGCUGUGAAAUGGCUCUGGCAGCCACGAGAGUAGAACACGAAGUAAGUAUGGAGCAGGAAGUCGUGGCGCCAAUCAACUCCAUCCUUGAUGAUGAAGUCAAGCAGAUCACUCAAGCUCGAAAGGCUCUAACGAAAGCCAGGCUGGACAUGGAUUCUAACAAGUCGAGAUGGACAGCAGCAGUGAAGUCUGCUGAGACAGACAUGACGAAAACGGACAAAGCAGACCACAGGAAAGAAAAGUACGAAGAUUCAACAACAGAAUUCAUACAAGCCCAGGACGGGUUAGUAACUGAAAUGCUCCACUUUUGCUCGCAAGAAAUGCGACAUGCAUCCAUGUUGAAGAGGAUGUUAGAGCUCCAGCUGGAUUAUCAUCGUCAAUGCGUCUCUGUCUUGGAGGGAACUAUUCCAGGAGUGACACGAGCUUUAGAAUUGACAACGUCACAGCCAGUUUACGGUUGCUCAUUGGAAAAACACUUGCAACUAAACGGUCGAGAAAUCGCUGUUGUGAUUGAAGAAUGCAUCGCCGCACUCAUGGAGAUUGGCUUAGAAACUGAGGGGCUGUUUCGUCUGGCCGGAGGCGUGGCUCGAGUCAGAAAACUCAAAGCAAUGUUUAAUGCCAGGAUGGUCGAUAUGUCUGCGUUUGUCACCGAUGUUCAUGCUAUUGCAGGUGCAUUGAAGUUGUAUCUUCGUGAGCUUCCGGAGCCGCUCUUAACGUACGAGCUGUAUGACUCGUGGAUAAAGGCGGGAAUGAUGCAAGAUAAUGAUGCCAGACUGCAGUCGUUGUGGUCGCUAGUACAGAGUCUACCGCAAGAGAACUUGAGCAAUUUUAGGUAUCUGAUGACAUUCUUUCACAGACUUUCGACGUAUUCGGAUGUGAACAAGAUGGGAGCAGCCAACAUUGCUCUCGUCAUCGGACCGAAUCUUCUCUGGUCUCGUACUGAACAAGACAACAGCACUGGCAUGUCGGACACGACGGUUAGAUCCAAAAUCAUUGAGCUGAUCAUCGAACACUUCGACUGGUUUUUUCCUGAAGGUGCUUCGCUGCUCGUGUUGUCACAAGAGAGUUACUCGUCAUCCCAGAAAUCAGUAGCUACGUUUCCAGACGUAUCAACAACGAAUCCAAAACCGAUGCUACGAGGAUCACCCACCGGUAGUCAGCCUGUUCCUCAACCUCGACCCAGGACUGGCAGCCGACCUGUUCCAAGUCGAAAGCCUAACACAUCGGCCGUCUUCACAUCCAGUCCAACAAAUCAGACGUCAUAGAGACGGCAGUUGUCAACUGGGACGGAAAUGGGUUUGGAUAGUCGAUUUUUUGAGUAUCAUGUAGAUUAUUACGUUGAUAUGCUUUUGCUGGGUACAGAUGACCAGUAGAUGGUGGGAAUAUGUGGGUGUGGUUACCAGGUAUUUUUUCUUUACAAUCAGGAGACUUUGUCAUGUUU
This is a messenger RNA of Corticium candelabrum, 1844 nucleotides long. RefSeq names its product rho GTPase-activating protein 17-like. Gene Ontology annotation, cellular component: cytoplasm; intracellular anatomical structure. Bases 22 to 1668 code for a protein of 548 amino acids. The transcript is spliced from 17 exons. Lineage: Eukaryota; Metazoa; Porifera; Homoscleromorpha; Homosclerophorida; Plakinidae. Gene Ontology annotation, biological process: regulation of Rac protein signal transduction; signal transduction; regulation of actin cytoskeleton organization. The record is from RefSeq and is a predicted model, not a curated record. Gene Ontology annotation, molecular function: GTPase activator activity; protein binding.